This is a messenger RNA of Vombatus ursinus (common wombat), 774 nucleotides long. RefSeq names its product keratin-associated protein 10-8-like. NCBI's taxonomy places the organism in Eukaryota, Metazoa, Chordata, Mammalia, Diprotodontia, Vombatidae. The record is from RefSeq and is a predicted model, not a curated record. The transcript is spliced from 2 exons. Bases 184 to 765 code for a protein of 193 amino acids.
CUCACACCCACACUCACAGACCCACAUCCACACUCACAAACUCACACACACACUCACAGAUCCACACCCACAAGCACAAUCCCAGACAGGCUCAAGCACUCCCUGCAUCAGGCACUCAGCACCUCACUGACACCCCUCUCACACUCUUUGCUGCCCCAGGCACCCAGCACGGCUACUCCCACCAUGGCAGACACCUGCUUCUCUGGGCCCUGUGUUCCCACCUCCUCAGCCGUCUCCGUCUCCUCCAGUGAUGUGAACUGCGGCAGCAACGUCUGCCUGCCCAGUGCGGGCACGGGCUCCUCAUGGCAGCUGGAUGACUGCCCCGAGAGCUGUUGUGAACCCGUGUCUCUCAUCUGCAGGCCCGUAUGCAGUCCAGCUGCCUGCUGUGUGCCUCUCUCUUGCAAACCCACUUAUUGCAAGUCUUCAUCUUCUUCAUCCUCCUCAUCCUCAUCCUCAUCUUCCUCAUCCUCUCACUGCUGCUGCUGUGCCCCCUCCUCCUGUCCAGCCACCAUCUUGUGCCACCCUGCCACCUGUGUGUCCCUCAUCUGCAGGCCCGUGUGCAGCCCAGCUGCCUGCUGUGUGCCUCUCUCCUGCAGACCCUCCUGCUGCACCACCACGUCCUCCUCCUCUUGCUGCUGUGCCCCUUCCUGUUGUCCAGCCACCACCUGCUGCCACCCUGCCUCCUCUGUCUCCCUCAUCUGCCAGCCCACAUGCUGCAGACCCGCCUGCUGCACUGCCACCUAUGGUCAAAAAUCUUCCUGUUGACCACAGGGC